GUUAGUUGCGUUGCCUCGUUUGCCAAGGAAAGUCUCGCCGCCCUCAGCACACGUGAGUUAGUUGAUCAGCUGACAAGUUUUAAGUCGUCAUGGAUGUCAGCAUCAAAGUAACCACAUUACACGCGUAGAUACGGAUUCAACGUACCCUCUGGACCAAUUUCUGGUUGUUUACACUCAGCUGCAGCUGGAGCGCGCAAGUGCUGCGGCCCAUUUUGACGCCGCCGCGCCCGCCUGUGAUUCGUCGGUCCCGCAGUGGUGGGGGAUUGUUUUGAUUCGAAUCGCGGAGUACCACAACAUUUCCACGCGGAGCAAGUCAGUCGCUGCCUGACGCUUCGCUAUCUGGUCGCCGCUCGUUCGCCUAAUAUCUGUGCAAGUGUGUGAAACGUGUUCGUCCCUGUUGAAAACGUUUCGGAAAUGCAUCGAUGAAUUAGUUUUGAUACCUUCAUUUUUUUACGCGAAACCUUCAAAGCAAUUUAAUUACAGUUAAUCGGCUCAAAAAUUUAAUUUUCUUUUUUCUCCUCGUGCAUUUUGUGAAUAGCAGUCUCUAAUUUUCAUGGUGUUUAAAUACUGAAGUGUUUUUGAUUUCUCUCCGUUCUUUAUUUAUUGGAAGUUAGUGUUAUGUUUUAAAUUUUUUGAUCAUGGUGCCCCAGCACAGUGAUUUAAGUCGUUCCGAUAGUCCCACAUCUAGUGGGUUACCCAUGUUUGGAUCUCAGUUAGUGGAUAAAAACUCAUCAACACCGUAUUCAGAUGCUACUCAGACGAAGAAAAACAAUCCAAACCACAUCAAGCGGCCGAUGAAUGCUUUCAUGGUAUGGUCACAGAUCGAGAGGCGUAAAAUCUGCGAGCAGCAGCCGGACAUGCACAACGCGGAGAUUUCCAAGCGGCUCGGCAGGCGGUGGAAAAUGCUAUCAGAAGACGAACGACAGCCGUUCAUCGAGGAAGCCGAGCGGCUGAGACUCAUGCACCUGCAAGAAUACCCGGACUACAAAUACAGACCCAGGAAGAAAGCGGUCAAGCCCAUCUCGAAAGCCACGCUUUCGCGGCCGAAGAAAAUGUGCAAGAAGUCGUCACCCUCCUCCCUCUCUUCAUCCUCCUCCUCCUCCUCCUCUUCGUCCCUGUCGUCAUCUUCCUCUAGCUCCUCGCUGUCUUUCUCCGGCGCCAGCGCAACGAAAAGACACGAUUCCAACAACAAUAGUGCAGGUUGCGUUUUGAAAGACGUAGGCAGCGGUCUGCUCAUUCGUAGGAACGGUAUCAUCCAGACAUCGACUCUAAGCCCUGUGAAUCAUAGCAAACUGAAAGUCAGGCUGACGAUAGACAGGAAGCUGAAGGAGAACGUUCAAAUCCAUCAUGCUAAGGUGCCAUCCAGCCCUUCGUGCGACACCCCCGACUCGCCAGAGAGCGCCACGUUCUACGACGACAACUCUCUGCUGAGCGAGCCGACCCCUACCCCACCGCGUCGAAUCAAAGUGCUCACCCCGACGCAAAGAAUAGCGCCCGUCAAAUCGGAGCAGAGUACUCUUUGUUUUAGCCCACUAGUCCCUAGUUACGCGAGUUCCAUCGUCAAAUCGGAGCCGAACGAGGAUAACGAAUUAGUCAUCAAGCAAGAACCCCUAGAACCUAUGGAAUGCGAGUCCGAGACGGCGGCCAUAGGGAAAGCGGGCGAAAACCCUAGUCUAGCCGACUUAGACUCUCUCACAGAUCUCUUACAAAUACCGUCUGACUUUAGGAUAGAUUUAGAUUCUCUAACGACAGAUCUUGACUCUUUCGACACCGCUAGUUCAAGCUCUGGAUCCCACUUCGAAUUCACGUGCGCACCCGAUAUGAACGACAUGCUGUCCGCCAUCGGUGUGAACAACGAUUGGGUCGACACUAAUCUCGCCUACAUCAUCGAUUGCUGAAUCGUCUAUCUCCUCCGUCUUCUCGGUCUUCUCACCAGUGCUAGUGUUAUUUUUUCAAUUCUUUCAAUCUCUCUCAUUUCCUCCUCUCGAAAUUCACAGCGGUUUUUUGUUUUGUUGAAAGUGAAUUUUCUCAAAUUUUAUCCAUCCCCAAGUGCGUACGAUGAACAUUUAUAAAUAAUUUUAUGGACCUAUUUUUAUAAAUUUUUCUACCAUUUCUUUUCAAAUUUAUAAUCAUAAUAAUUAUUAUAAUUAUAAGAAAAUAUUAUUAUGGUUAUGAUAAAUAUUAUUAUUAUCGCUACUACUAUUUUUUUAUCAUUAUUGCUAGGUUCUACUUCAUUGCGUCUCUCGAUCUAUGUGAAAAGCUCACUUAAACAGUGCACUCCUGCAGGAAAAAGGCGGUUAAUUCAAAUGUUUCCUCAUGAUUUCCUCUUUCAUUUCUACAUUUGGCGAGAGCUACCCUAAAGUCACUCAACAUGAAUCAACGGUGUACAAUUAGCCCUUUGCGAACUGAGCGCAGGUAUUUUUUGACCCAUCCCAUUGCUCUCUCAAUUUAAAUUAAACUCGCCCUUCCCCCCUCCCCCUCUCCUCCCCUGCGUUUAUCGAUUAGGCUCAAGCAUGGCAUUUUGCAUCUGUUAGCAAGAUGUUGAUCUCACGGAUUAGUGUACCAGCUAAAAAGCCCAACUUAAAACGGUUUAUAUUUGAUUAUCACGCAUGUGGUACUCUUAUAAUAGCUACACAAGAAACAUCCCUAGGAUUUGCUCCGCGAAGUAUAUCUAUACUAUUUUAUUACAGUCAUAUAUUGAUGUGAAUUGUAGUUUUUCUCUCGUAAGUCUUUCUUAAUUUCGUAGGCUUCUCUCACUAUGUUCGCAGCUUUACAUUCAGCUGUAACAUGAGAAAUAGUUGCUAAAAAGAAUGAAUGAAUUAAAUAAGCAGUAUCAACAAUUACGGAGACAGUGAUUUUAUAUUGAAACCCGUCUAGAUUUGUGAAGACUGUAGAAUACACCUGAGUUUUGCUCUCCCAAAUUUUGAAUUGUUGGUUCCCUGAUUCAACAAACCCUCUGUUACGACGAGAGCAAUUGCUCGCUGUAUCUCAAAAUUUCCAAAAUUAGAAGGCUCAAAAAUCAGGGCCGUAAAUUUAUCCAGUGCGUUGUAACGACUUCCUUAUUUAAUCAUUCAUUUAUUCGAUUUUUUUCUCUUUUUUUAAUUUCCGAAUCUCAUCCUUUUGUGUGAAUUUAACCGAGAUUUUGUUUUCUAUACGCUUAUAUCGAUUAAUGUAACGAUUGUAAAUUUGUAUCUAUUUAUUUUUGUGCUAAAUGAAAAUAUGCUUACAUCGCCAUAGAUUGUGCGUAUUUUUACGAUACUUGUUCAUGUUGAUAUUUGUUUGUGUAUGUGUAUACGUAUUGACAUACUUGCACUUACAAUACUUUGUAGUUACGUCUGCGUAUACGCGUGUGCGUGUGCAGCAGUAUUUUACUUUCUGUCACUUUCUGUUACAAAAAAUCCUUGCAAAAAGAUCCCCAUUCUUUCUCCAUUUUUUCAUGCCGUAAAUGGCCAUUGAACAAGGAAAGAGCAAGACGUCCCCUAAACAUGUCUUACUCUUGACGUAUCCACCCUGCUGGAAGUCAGCUGUACUUUUACUUACGCCCUUUUGAGAAACGAAUUGAAAGAAACCCGGUCAAGUGUUGUCACGUACUAUCGCCAGCUGAAAGAGCAGACCACUUUCCUCAUUAAAGAAGAAAGUAGCCUUAAGUACCUUUGUUUAAAUUCAGUGCUUUUCGUUGGUCUCAUGCUCUUAUUUGAACCAUGUUGUUCAAUUUAAACCUCCAUACCCUCUCCUGAUGAAGUAGAUUCCGAGAAUUUAGAAAUUGGAGAAUUUAGCAUCCCUAAGUGGCAGCUUUUUUUGCAAUUUAUCACCCACCCUUUUUGUGUCCAUCUUUUCUCUCUAUUUUUAAUGCAGUAGUUGUGGCAAGAUGGUCCGAUUUUUCUUAACCAAACUGUCAAUCAGUGAAUUGGACGUAGCGACCAGUGAUUCCAUAGCGUUGAAUGUGUUAUAGUUAGUAGAGAAGGGAAACUAUGUUGAACGCCUUUGAACCUUAUUUUGGUAGAAGUGUCUGUAAGAAAGAUAUAUAUCACUCUCCACAAAGCCUCUUUGAAAAUUGCCUUUGUUCUCUCCUCGUAGUCAUGUAAAGGUUUUGUUUGAAGAACGUGCCAAUUUAUCAGCCAGUAAACUUUAAGAUAAACUCACUAUUUUACGUAUAGAGUGAGUAAGCUUCUUUCAUUUUCCGACGACUACUUAUUAAUUUUAAAUUGUUGGCAAUUGUUGAGAUGUACACGUUAAUAAUUUUUAUCUUCUUCUACCGUUUUUUGCAAGUUUGUAGUUUGUACAUUCUGUACUUUUUCGUUCGUUGGCAUUAUUGAACCAUGGACUCUUCGAACAUUGUUUAACUUUCAUUCUAUCGAUCGUUUUCAGUUUGUUCUCCCUUCCAUGUCGAAUUCUGUUUGAUGUUUAUUUUGUUUUUGAAGAAAAGCAAGUUGUUUAUUUAUUGUCAUGAAAUACAUAGUUUAGAGAUUGUUGAACAUUGACUGUAUUGUUUUGCUUGUAUAAAUUAUUGUUGAACACAGACUGUUUUCUUUAAAAAAAAUGAGCGAAUAGUAUGGAAUCAACUAAACCCGAAGAGUAGAAAAGUUCAUAGCUUUAAAGCGACCGCCUUGCUUUGAAACUUUACUAGUGUGCCCGUCAAUGUACAAUCUUAAGUUCUCAUUGAAGCGUACUGGAAAGCUAACAGCAGUGUUUGACGUGAAGUGCAAUUAAAGAUGAAAGUUGUACACCUAGCUGUGUAACACAGAAGAGGAGAAAUAACUUUAUAAGUGCAAUUUCUGUCGUUUGAAUAAUUUUUUUAUUUUUUAUUUUUCUCCUCUCCUCUGUUAGCCUCUCGUUCUCUCUGUGAAAUUCGAAGCUAAUCUUUUCCAUCAUCAGAUUAGCUUUUCCGAACUUAAAGUUGACGAUCGUAACCACCCAUACUUACCUUGUAUCAAAAGCAAAUGUUCUAUUAAUAUGCCUAGUUUUCCUAGUGUUCGAAUGAUCAUUCUCCCUACAGUUUUUUUAUCUGACUUUUGUAUUCCUCUCUUUUUCCUCUUUUUUUAAUCGAUCAAAACCAAACUAGAUCUGAAAAGCAAUUUUUUCAUUUUUCAAUUUUCUGUUGUAUCGCUUUUCUCGAGCCGAUCGCAAUGUACCUCCUCCCUUUCCCCAUCCGCCAUUUUCUGAUCAGGUGACUAAAAAUUUAUGAUGUAGGUAGGCAUCAAUCCUUUUAAACUUAUGCGCUCCAUAGUUAAAACCCAUCUCUACGGUUUGUUCAUUUUCCCCCUAACAAUAAUGCACUACUGCUGGCCACAAUUCUCUUUUCCUCUGAAUUUUCUUGUUCAGACUCCGAUGUACAAGCUUUUGUGCGUCCCCUUGAUCCUUUUGGAGCAGAAACAUGUGGUCAGAAAUACGCGUGCACGCGCACACCCAAACAUUUUUAAACAUGCAUAUUUGCUCUGUUCAUUGAGGUACCUCUCUCUUUUCUUUCAACGAGAGAUUACUCAUGAAUGUACCAAAUUACAAGAAAAAGUAAAGGAUUAAAACUUAAUCAGGCUGUGAUACUUUUUGAACCCUUAUGUUAUUUUUCAUUUAUUAUUUUGAUAUUUGGAAGCAUUUUAAGUACUAAUUACCUGCAUUAUACAUAUUUAGCCCGUAAGUAACCUCAUAAAUUUGUAUUAAUUGAAGUGUAUGGUCUGGAGGGAAGUGCUACUAAGACUUACUUAUAUUCUCUCAGAUCCAUAUUCGUGAAAGCAUUCGCUGAUUUUUCCGCACUAUCCUCUCUGAAGUUUUUUUCCUACAAUCAACUGGACUCAAUGGGAACAGGGGGUGGGGAAAAUAAAGUAGUUUUUCAUCAAUAAUCUCUGGAAUAACUCAGACAAUUUUGGUGUUUAAUUUACCAGUAUAAUGCAAUCGACAAUGAACAACAGGUUCGUUGCUUGAAGCUUACCAAGCAGUGACAUUCGCUACAUGUAGCUCCCAUCUUGAUGAAGGAAAGAGUGUAUCGCUCAAAAAGAAUGAUUCCUAUUCAUUCGUUUUGUCACGCCAUUUUAACCGAGCAGUUGUAGAGAUGUAGAAAGAGAGAGAAAGAGAGAGAGAUUGCGAGUUCUUAUCAGUUAAAUAAUUUUUUGACCCUCAGAACAUCAAUGGUCUCAAAUCAUAAACAUUAUAUUAGUAUUUUCUUUUUCUCCAUUUUUAAUGUAGUAAUUAUGCUUUACGUGUAGUGUCCGAAUGGUGGUUGUAUUAAAUUUACACCUAUGCCAGAAUUUCAUUUUCUUUCCUCAUUUUUUACUUACUGAGAAUAUAUUUUUCGUUCUUUAACCCGUGUAUAGGACAGUAGAAAUUCAUCAAGUCUUUAUCAGUGCUUCCUUUCGACUGUAUCAUUUUAUUUUUUUAAUUGGUUGUUUUUCCUCAGCCAUUUUUUGUAAGUUUCUUUCUUCGUUCGAAAUCGUAUCUCCUGACUCAGCUAUAAUACAGUGUCAUACCGAAUUCAUGCUGCAUUUGUAUGCCUUAGUGAUACCCGUAUCCUUCUUAUAAGUGGAUUUCAUUUCAUGAAUGUCUUGGAAUUUCUAUGCAGAAAUGUGUGUGUUUACUUAAAUAUCUUGUAAUUCUGUACUGAUCUCCGAAACUCUCUCUGUAUAGACAUUUUUGUUUCGACGAAGUCAGGUCUUUUCUAAUUGCAUCUUUGGAAUGUGUCGAAUUUCUAUCUUCAUCUAUUUACAUACAAUUUCAAAACUAAAAAUCUCAGUUCGCUCGCCUCCUAGAAAGAUCUUUCCAGUAUUUUCCUCGUUUCUGUAAAAAAUGGAACUUAAUUUUCUCACCCUAAUUUUGAAACUGUCUUCGGGUUAAUUUUUUACCUUAACUACUGUACAAACCGUUACCCGCGCGGUCAAGGGCGAAUCUAGCAGCAAGAAAAGUCCUCCAUUCAAUUUAAAUUGAAAAUACUCCCAUUAAUGUCUGCCGUUUCGUGAGCGCACUGGUCGUCUCAUAUGUGACUUUUCUUUAGGUCUUGACUUUCAACUUCAAAGGAAAGAACUUUUCAGAGUCUAUAAAUUCGUUUACUUACCUAAUCUUCAAUCUUGUCAUAAUAUUAAGAUAUUUGUAUAAUGUAGUCAUUAAACAUUUUAUUAAUGUAACUUUAUGUUGAUCUAAAUUUAGUGUAGAUAUUAUUUUUACCAUAUUUGAAUUAAAUAAUAUUAUUUUUCCAUGUUGAAA
Bemisia tabaci is the source of this 7191-nucleotide messenger RNA. RefSeq lists its product as uncharacterized. The record is from RefSeq and is a predicted model, not a curated record. Gene Ontology annotation, molecular function: RNA polymerase II cis-regulatory region sequence-specific DNA binding; DNA-binding transcription activator activity, RNA polymerase II-specific. Gene Ontology annotation, biological process: brain development; neuron differentiation; positive regulation of transcription by RNA polymerase II. Gene Ontology annotation, cellular component: nucleus. NCBI's taxonomy places the organism in Eukaryota, Metazoa, Arthropoda, Insecta, Hemiptera, Aleyrodidae.